AUGGUUGCCACCCUGGUUUUUAGCGUCAUUGCGAGCUUUGCCAUCUAUCAGAUAAUCUCCAAGUAUCGGGGCCUGCAACGCAAUAUCGCGCUAGCAAAGAGCUCGGGACUACCUGUAGUGGUAGCGCCAUGGUAUACGUUCAGCAUCCUAUGGCUGUCGACGUUCAAGCUAUGGUUGCCGUUACUGGAGAGAUUUCUGCCACAAUCAUGGCGAGGCAUGUGGUUUGAUCUUCUGAAUCCAGAAUGGAGUUACAUGACCGGACAUGGGCCUUUCGAGAAGAUGGGUAUGGACGUCUUCAUGGUCGCAUCUCCUACCAGAAAUGUAGUUUUUGUUGCAGACGCGGAAGCCGUGACUCAGAUUACCACCCGCCGCAAUGACUUUCCCAAGCCCCUUGAGAUGUACACGUCAUUGGACAUUUACGGCAAGAAUCUGGUGAGUACUGAAGGAUCAGAUUGGCGCACACAUCGCAAACUUGUCGCACCAAGUUUCGGUGACAAGAACAAUCAGCUCGUGUUCAACGAGACUCUCCAUCACGCAAAAUCGAUGCUGGGAUUGUGGGCCGGAUCCGACGGUAAUGGCAAUGAGACUAUUGCCGAUCCUUCCGUUGCGGCAAUGAACUUUGCUCUCUAUGUUAUCAGUGGAGCGGGUUUCGACGUACGCGUAGUAUGGCCACACGAAGAGGGCAAGAAAGUGGAGGACAAAAAGAGCGAAGACUCUAUCUUUGUAGGAUCGGAAGCCCCUCCUGGCUACACCAUGAGCUACAGGGCCGCUCUAAGCCAGCUGCUACACAACAUCAUGUGGACCCAAGUCAUGCCACUUAAGUGGCUUGCACGAUCUCCAGUCAAAAUGCAUCGUGAAGUCAGCGAUGCGGCCCACGAAUGGGGUAAGUACAUGGAUGAGAUCUAUGAAAUGAAGAAGACCCAAGUCGAGUUCGGCGAGACUCAAGCAAACAUGGACAUAUUUGACUCUCUGAUCCGCGGAAGCGGCAUCACCAAGAAAGAGGGUUCAAAUUUCACGAAGAGCGACCUGCUGGGUAAUGCAUUUGUGCUUAUGUUGGCGGGCCACGAAACAACUGCCAACACACUACAUUUCUCCAUGGUAUUCCUCGCCAUGAACUGGGGCUCCCAGAAGCGGCUGCAAGACGACAUCGACAACAUAUUUGCGGGCAAGCCCAUCGACGAAUGGAAGUAUGAAGAGCACUUCCAAAAGCUAUUCGGAAGCAUGCCAGCGGCAGUCAUGAACGAAACUUUACGGCUGCUGCAACCAAUCAUCAACAUCCCGAAGUCUACUCCACCGGGUCGACCACAGCCAUUGAAUAUCGGGGGAAAGCAGUAUAUGGUGCCUGGCGACGCUCACGUAUUCCUCAGCGCAGCCAUACAUCGCAACCCAAAGUAUUGGCCAACACCAUCUGAUGACUCAAGCAAGGACGACCUAGACCAAUUCAGACCUGAACGCUGGCUCGCGGAUAGCAAGCCCGAUAACGAUUUCGUUGACAUCAACUAUGACGAUGAAGGGCUACGUGGACCAGCAGGCGAAGACACUUCAUCUGACCUCUUUAAGCCCGUCAAAGGCUCAUACAUCCCCUUUAGCGACGGCUUCCGAUCAUGCAUUGGUCGACGCUUUGCUCAAGUGGAGAUUCUCGCGGUAUUGGCCGCGAUCUUCUCUCAGUACAGCGUUGAACUCGCAGUCGAUGACUUUGCUUGUGAUGAAGAGGUGGAGAAGAUGCCAAAGGGAGGCAAGGAGAGAAGAGAUCUAUACAAGAUGGCUACGGAUAGAGCCCAGGACCUGAUCCAGACCAAGAUGGCGAGUAUCAUCACGCUGCAGUUGAGGGGCGUCUCGAUACCAAUCAGAUUGAUGAAGAGGGGAGAAGAGAGGUUCGCUUUCGAUGUCUAA
This is a messenger RNA of Alternaria conjuncta, 1893 nucleotides long. RefSeq lists its product as uncharacterized. The record is from RefSeq and is a predicted model, not a curated record. NCBI's taxonomy places the organism in Eukaryota, Fungi, Ascomycota, Dothideomycetes, Pleosporales, Pleosporaceae. The transcript has 3 exons. Gene Ontology annotation, molecular function: monooxygenase activity; oxidoreductase activity, acting on paired donors, with incorporation or reduction of molecular oxygen; heme binding. The coding region runs from base 1 to 1893 and encodes 630 amino acids.